CUUGGUAGAAAUGUAAACUAGCAAGCUGCACAACUCCUCUCACCUACUGUACCACAUUACGCAACGGUUGGAUACUUAAAAAUCACCAAACAUCCUUUCUCUCUAUUUGCCUUACUUACUAUAAAUUCUGCCUAAACCCCAACAACACAACACACACGAAUCUCUCGUGCAGUACCCUCAAACAUGUCAUCGGCAGUAACAACAACAGCACCAAAAAUAGCCGAUGACGAGCUCUCUUUCUUCAACCAAACCCAAACAAUGGAGCUCAAGCCACUCUCGUGUAAACGACACCUCUCCCCCACGCUCGGCGAGCUCUUGAAGCGAGUCGAGGAUGCACAGUCAGACACUUCUGGCCCCAACACACCACGCCCUCAUCGAGUCCUCGAUGUCUCAUACGCAUGUAGCUCCGUAUCUUCAUCUUACCCUUUUGUUCUUUCAUUCAAAAACCUCACCUACAGUGUCAAGGUUCGCCAGAAGAUGUCGUUUUCCUCAUGCUUCUCUCGAAACGACAAGUCGUUAAAUAAUUUGGAAGCGGUGGAGAGUAGUAAGAUCAGGGUUAACACCAAGGUUUUACUGAAUGAUAUCUCUGGGGAAGCCAGAGAGGGAGAGAUCAUGGCUGUUCUUGGCGCUAGUGGGUCUGGGAAAUCAACGCUCAUCGAUGCUCUUGCUGAUCGAAUUUCAAAAGAAAGCCUCAAAGGGUCUGUGACUUUGAAUGGUGAAGUGUUGGAGUCGAGUCUUUCGAAAGUGAUCUCUGCGUAUGUUAUGCAAGAUGACCUUUUGUUUCCUAUGUUAUCUGUGGAAGAAACGCUCAUGUUCUCAGCCGAGUUUAGGCUCCCUCGAUCACUCUCGAAGUCAAAGAAGAGAGCCAGAGUUCAGGCGCUAAUCGACCAAUUAGGCCUUCGAAAUGCAGCCAAGACUGUGAUUGGUGAUGAAGGCCAUAGAGGCGUUUCCGGUGGUGAGCGUAGGCGUGUUUCGAUUGGAAUCGAUAUCAUUCAUGACCCAAUACUCCUUUUUCUCGACGAGCCCACUUCUGGGCUCGACUCGACUAGUGCGUUCAUGGUAGUGAAAGUGUUGCAGCGAAUUGCUCAGAGUGGAAGCAUUGUCAUCAUGUCGAUACAUCAACCCAGUUCCAGAAUUCUCAGCUUAUUAGACCGCUUGAUCUUCCUCUCACACGGACAAACCGUGUUCAGCGGCUCUCCAACGAGCUUACCUCACUUCUUCGCCGAGUUUGGACACCCAAUACCAGAGAACGAGAAUCGAACUGAGUUCGCCCUCGAUCUGAUUCGAGAGCUCGAAGAAGAUCCGGAAGGAACCAAGAACUUAGUCGAAUUCAGCAAGUCAUGGCAAUCAAAGAAGAACCAAGGAAACAACGACUUCCACAACGGUCCAAAGCUGUCCCUCAAAGACGCUAUAAGCGCAAGCAUUUCGAGAGGAAAAUUAGUCUCUGGUGCACCAAACAAUACCACCGGUCUCACAUCUUCGGUCCCAACUUUUGCCAACCCAUGCUGGAUUGAAAUGAUGGUCGUAGCCAAACGGUCCCUUACAAACUCGAGCAGAAUGCCUGAACUUUUCGGAAUCAGACUCGGUGCAGUGCUCCUUACUGGGAUUAUCUUAGCCACCAUGUUCUGGCGGCUCGAUAAUUCACCAAGAGGAGCACAAGAGCGUUUAGGGUUCUUCGCUUUCGCUAUGUCCACAACCUUUUAUACUUGUGCUGAAGCCAUCCCUGUGUUCCUUCAAGAGCGUUACAUUUUCAUGAGAGAAACAGCUUACAAUGCUUAUCGUCGAUCUUCCUACGUUCUUGCUCACUCUAUCAUUUCAAUCCCUUCUUUGAUCUUCCUCUCUUUCACCUUCGCAGCCAUUACUUUCUGGGCAGUUGGCCUAGCUGGUGGACUCUCAGGGUUCUUCUUUUUCCUCCUCACAAUCUUCGCAUCGUUUUGGGCUGGAAGUUCGUUCGUAACGUUUCUGUCAGGGGUAGUAGCUCAUGUCAUGUUGGGUUACACAGUUGUGGUUGCUAUCUUAGCUUACUUUUUAUUGUUCAGUGGGUUUUUCAUUACCAGGGAUCGAAUCCCAGUCUACUGGCUUUGGUUCCAUUAUCUUUCUCUGGUGAAGUACCCCUAUGAAGGUGUUUUGCAAAACGAGUUCGAUGACCCAGUGAAGUGCUUUGUCAGAGGAGUCCAAAUGUUCGAUAACACGCCACUUAGGUUAGUGCCAGACUCGGUUAAGGUGAACCUGUUGAAGAGCAUUAGCAAUACAUUGGGCAUGAACAUCACGAGCACAACUUGUGUGACCACGGGUUCUGAUAUACUAAAGCAACAGGGAAUCACAGAUAUAAGCAAGUGGAACUGUUUGUGGAUCACUUUGGCUUGGGGUUUUUUCUUUAGGAUUUUGUUUUAUUUUUCUUUGUUGCUUGGGAGCAAGAACAAGAGGAGGUAAAAGACAAAAUUGUUAGGAGGGUUGGAAGAGCUACAAAAAUCUAUGGUGGCCUCGUGAGUAAAAGAUUCUUGUUUUAAUAAUUAAUUAAUUGUUGUUACUGUCUUUUUUUAAUUUUUUGGGAUAAACUUUUGUUAGUUAGUUGAAUUUGCUUACAUUCAGCCAAAAAAAAAAAAAAGUUGAAUUUGUCUGCAAAGAUGGGAUCUAAUUGUUCCUUGAUCCCACUUGCCUUCAAUGUAAACCUGUAAUAUUUCACAACAUUUGUUACCAUAUAAUAUAUGUUCAGCAUUUUUAUUUUGUUUA
Molecule: messenger RNA, 2733 nt
Organism: Quercus robur (English oak)
Lineage: Eukaryota; Viridiplantae; Streptophyta; Magnoliopsida; Fagales; Fagaceae
Product: ABC transporter G family member 20-like
Exons: 1
Coding region: 184-2433 (749 amino acids)
Cellular component (GO): membrane
Molecular function (GO): ATP hydrolysis activity; ABC-type transporter activity; ATP binding
Source: RefSeq, a predicted model, not a curated record